Chelmon rostratus (copperband butterflyfish) is the source of this 4270-nucleotide messenger RNA. RefSeq names its product nuclear factor of activated T cells 1 (gene nfatc1). Gene Ontology annotation, biological process: regulation of transcription by RNA polymerase II; cytokine production; calcineurin-NFAT signaling cascade. Gene Ontology annotation, cellular component: transcription regulator complex. Gene Ontology annotation, molecular function: DNA-binding transcription factor activity, RNA polymerase II-specific; RNA polymerase II cis-regulatory region sequence-specific DNA binding; transcription factor binding. The record is from RefSeq and is a predicted model, not a curated record. The transcript is spliced from 10 exons. Bases 79 to 2646 code for a protein of 855 amino acids. NCBI's taxonomy places the organism in Eukaryota, Metazoa, Chordata, Actinopteri, Chaetodontiformes, Chaetodontidae.
UAUGGAUACGGAAUUGCUCCCAUCUGCAGCUGUACCCAGAGUUUGAUCUCAGACGUUGCUCUCUGCGCAAAGAAGAAGAUGAAAUCUGCUGAGGAGGAUGCAUAUGGCUACACGCCAAAUGUCAGCCUCUCCCUCCCACUGGGCAACCCUUGUGCUCCCUCCCAGUACCACAGCCUCCAGGCCAGCCCCACUAUAUCUGUGUCUGUCAGCGAGCCUCACAGCUACGACACCCAGGAUGACAUGAGGGCGGCAGGCUACUAUUCGUCCUCGAGCGUCCGCCCAAACGGAGCCCCGACCCUGGAGAGCCCCCGCAUCGAGAUCACGGCCUACGGUCAGUUUCCCGAGGAUGAGGUGGAGGAGAACAGCCUUCCGGUGGCCAAGCGAGUCAACUCCAUAGUGACGCUGACCCUCCCCAGUGCAGAUGGUUACCGCGACCCCAGCUGCCUGAGUCCGGCCAGCAGCGUCUCAUCUCGCAGCUGCCACUCCGACGCCUCCUCCUACGAAUCAGGCUUCUCCUACAACUACGACAACUCACCCCAGAACUCCCCCUGGCAGUCACCCUCCGUGUCCCCCAAGGGCUCCACCCUCACCCUGCCAGGCGAUGGCUGCCCCUCUGGUGGCUCCCCUCGCCACUCCCCCUCCACCUCCCCCCGCUCCAGGCCCAACUCCCCUUGUGGUGCGAAGCGGAAGUACAGCUUCAACGGCAGCGGCGCAUCGCAUAAGCACUUCCCGUACUCGCCCAACCACUCCCCCGGACUGUCCCCGCAGACCUCCCCUCGUCUCAGCGUCACCGAGGAGACCUGGCUGCCAAACACCAACCAGUACACCAACUCGGCCAUCCUGGCAGCCAUCAACGCUUUGACCACAGAUGGAAUGGCUGACCUUGGGGAGGGAAUCCCCAUGAAGGCCCGAAAAACCAGCCAGGAGCCCACAGUCAGCCUGAAGGUGGAGCCUGGAGGUGAGGAGCUGAGUCCAGGGGAUCUCUGUCUGGACGACCACCCCGCAAACCGCCUGCCUUUGAAGAAGGAGGGCUACUGCGGUGGGUUUCUGGAUGUGCCACAACACCCGUACACCUGGUCCAAACCAAAGCAAUACGUCAGCCCAUCCCUGCCAGCUCUCGACUGGCAGCUGCCGUCCAGCUCCGGGCCGUACAGCCUGCAGAUCGACGUGCAGCCCAAGUCCCACCACCGAGCCCACUACGAGACGGAGGGCAGCAGGGGGGCGGUGAAGGCCCUGGCAGGAGGACACCCGGUCGUUCAGCUCCACGGCUACAUGGAGAGCGAGCCUCUGACCCUGCAGCUGUUCAUCGGCACGGCCGAUGACAGGCUGCUGAGGCCCCACGCCUUCUACCAGGUCCACCGUAUCACCGGGAAGACGGUGUCCACGCCGAGCCACGAGGCCCUGCACAACAACACCAAGGUCCUGGAGAUCCCACUGCUGCCAGAGAACAACAUGCGGGCCCUGAUCGACUGCGCGGGGAUCCUGAAGCUGCGGAAUUCGGACAUCGAGCUGAGGAAGGGGGAGACCGACAUCGGGCGCAAAAACACGCGUGUGCGGAUGGUUUUCCGAGUUCACAUCAACCAGGCCACAGGCAGAACCGUGUCCCUGCAGGCUGCAUCCAACCCCAUUGAGUGCUCCCAGAGAUCGGCCCAGGAGCUGCCGCUGGUGGAUAAGCAGAGCUUGGAGACGUGUCCCGCCCCCGGAGGGGAGAGGAUGCUGCUCGACGGACACAACUUCCAGCACGACUCCAAGGUGGUGUUCGUGGAAAAGGCUCAAGAUGGUCACCACCUCUGGGAGACCGAGGCCAAGGUUGACAGAGACGCCUCAAAGUCUAAUUCCCUCCUCAUUGAGAUCCCACCCUACCGGAACCAAAGGCUCUCCACUCCGGUCCAUGUCAACUUCUACGUCUGCAACGGCAAGAGGAAAAGAAGCCAGUACCAGCGCUUCACCUACGUCCCUGCCAGCGUUCCAACAAUAAAGACGGAGCCGCACGACGACUACGACGCCCCUCUGGUGUGCGGCCAGCACGGCCCCGGCCUCUCCUUGCACCCGAAGCCGUACUUCCCCCCUCAGGUCAUGACCCCGAUGAUGACCUCUGACCUCAGGCCGUGUGUGGUGGGCGGGGCUUACUCUGUCAGCCAGCAAAGAUUGGCAGCCAAGCCCUCCUCGCUGCCCUCCCCGUCCCCUCCGAGCACCAGCCCCAAACUGCACGACCUGUCGCCGUCGCCCUUCUCCAAGUGCCUCCCCGCCGGCCCGGCAGUCCAACACCAGGGCCAGCAGUCCCCGAUCCCGCACGUCUCCAUCAUCCAGGAGACGCCCGGGCGCUACCAGCCUGGCCUCUACCCACCCAGCAGCUCCUCUUCCUCCCCGACCUCGCAGCCCUCCACCCCGACCGACGCCCCCUUCUCUCCGAGCCACUGCAUGACACCAGGGCCGCCCGUCAGCGGCAGCGCCAGCCCAGGAGCUCAGCAGCACCCCAAGGCGCCAGAGAGGGGGCGCGCCUCCCUUCAGGAGGACGGCAGCCCCCCGACGCUCGCUGUCAGCAUCAAACAAGAACCACAGGAGCUGGACCAGAUGUACCUUGAUGAUGUCAAUGAGAUCAUCAGGAACGACCUGUCGAGCAUCUCCGUCCACAGCCACGCGUAGUUUCCCGUCAACACCAAAACUGACACAGGAAACCAAAAAUAAAGGGAAACACCGAACAGAGUUUGACUUGAUGCUUUUCAUGCUCGGACUACAGCAUGCAGGAAGCAGAAAGCAGGAAGUACAAGGAGAACAAAUGUAAAUUUAUUGUCCAGAUGACCAGGGUCCAACGUGUGCCUUGUUUUUUUUUUUCAUAUAUUAUGCCUUUACACAGAAAUUAUCCAAGGAAGAAAUCACAUGACUGACUUUUUUAAGACAUGUAAAUUGAGUAUGUAGCAACCAAACCUGCCACCACCAACUCCCACAACUAAGUAUGCUUUUAGAGGACCAAAAAUGUUUUUUUAAUGUCUUUUUUGCUGCCGUUUGUAAAUGAUUCAGUGCCUAUGAGUUAUGUCAUUUGUAUAUACAGUAUCUGCAGUGCUUCAGUUUGCAUAUCUGGCUUUACAGAGAGACAGUUUAGAUGAAAAGUGCCUUUUUUGACUGGAAACAGAAAAGUGUUUGGCUUCACGCGUUCAAAAUUCAACAUUUAAAGCGUGAUAAUGUAGCUUUCGCUUUGGCUACUGGUGAUUACGGGAUAAUGCUAAAAGACAAUGUAGCACAAAUAGAGAAUUGUCAUAAAGGCAGCAAACCGACUGAGCAGUGUCCGUUAUAACUAUCAAAAGUUUACUAACACUACUGGUCGUACCUGAGCAGGUAAGGCUGAAGCAACGAAAGCGUUUUGAAUUGAUCAGGAGUGUUUUUAAUUUCGCCCGAAUUCAACUUUUCAUUUGUGAAAGGAAGAGUGUGUCAUUUCCUCUUUCAAAAGUCUCACUUUGAAUCAUAUUCGGUUAGCGCCUGUUUGGGCAUUUGUCCGGACAAAUAAAGAUUAAACAAAUUGAAUACACGCUCUGUAUUCACACCCAACAAUAAGCACUUAACCGCUAAACCUGUGGUGCUAAUGUGAUUAUUCCAUUAAGACAGCUGUCACUCAAAGUCACGCAACAAUGGCUAAACCUUCCCGACAAAUCGCCCAAAACUCAAAUGGAGUUCUGUCGGCUGUGUGUGGUCACAGAGUCAUUUUUUAAAACAGAAAUGAUAAAGACUUGAAAAUAGGUUCGGGGUAAACCGUUGGCUACAGGUUUGAGUGGUAUCGAAGGAGGAAUCAUCUCAGUUUUGACAAAGCUUGACUUUGAUUAUUCCCUGGAAGCUAUGCAACAUGCAGGAAGCAUCAGUCUCUCAAAGAAUGUAAACAUUCGCCGUCGCGACUGAGAUCUCUGAUCUGACAGGUGACGACGGCGAACAGCAAUACAAAUAUACAACCUCUUUAAUGUUUUUGUACUUUCAUAUUUAUUCUCUUAGCAUGUGCUCUGUUUAUUCAUGUUUAUCAUGCAGCUUCUUUUUACAUGCUUACCUACAUACUGUGGUUUAUCUGCUAGUUUGUUUGCGCUCUUAUAGCAAAGCUGAACGGGCUUACACACACUCGUUCCCGGUUUUAUGUGUAUUUAUGAGUCUUAAUCCUUGUAACUGAAGGGCAUGGAAGAAGCCAUACUGAAAUGUUUACUGAGGAGGUUAUUGUUAGUCCACGACUCAUAAUUCUGCUUUAUGACCUAUGUUGUGUAUUUGUCAAUAAAUAAGCCUUCAUCUCUUC